AUGUGCGCAACAAAGCCGACCAUCGUGAUCAUCCCGGGCUCCUUCUCGCCCAAGAGCUUCUACUUCACAACUGUUGACAAGCUACGCGAAUAUGGAUAUGAAGCUCUGGUGAACGACCUGCCGUCGGCCAGUCGGUUGCCACCCGAGGAAGCCGCGACCAUGUACGAAGAUGCGGACUAUUUCAGGGCUGUUGCGGAAAAGCUGGCGGACGAGGGGAAAGACGUGGUGUUUGUGACGCACUCGUACGGAGGCGUGGUUGGGACAGAAGCGGCCAAGGGUAUUGUGAAGACGGAUCGACAGGCUGCUGGCAAGCCGGGCGGCAUCAUCCGACUGGUCUAUGUGACUUCCGUCGUGCCAAGUCCGGGGAACUCGUUGAGGUCGCUGAUGGGAGAUCUCGUGCCCAGCUUCAUCGAAGUCGAGGGAGGGUUCAUGUACCAUGCAGAUCCCGAAAGCAGCGCGAAACUCACAUUUUCAGAGCUCCCUCUCGAAAAGAGCAUCGAAGAGGUCAAGAAGAUGUCGCGUCAUUCGGCAGUAAGCUUUGUCGGAGAACUGACUUAUCCCGCUUAUAAACACGUCCCCGUCUCGUGGGUCUUCUGUGAGAAGGACGUCAUUCUUCCUCCGGACUUUCAGAACAAGGGAAUUGAAAACAUCGAGAAAGAGUCAGGACGCAAAGUCAACGUGAUCCGCAUGCCGGACAGCGACCAUUGUCCUAACGUUUGCCAACCGAUCGAGCUGGCAACGGCGAUCAGGGAUGCGAUCGUAGCAGCGUGA
Exophiala aquamarina CBS 119918 is the source of this 771-nucleotide messenger RNA. RefSeq lists its product as uncharacterized. The transcript is spliced from 2 exons. Bases 1 to 771 code for a protein of 256 amino acids. The record is from RefSeq and is a predicted model, not a curated record. Lineage: Eukaryota; Fungi; Ascomycota; Eurotiomycetes; Chaetothyriales; Herpotrichiellaceae.